UAAAGUUCCCACCCCCUUGUUUGCCUCCUAUCUCUAGUUUUCUCUCACCUCCUGUCCUAUAAGAGCAAGCUCCACCAAAUUACAUUAUUUUCUGACUGUAGCCAUGAAUGUGACAACUCCUCUGCUGCUGCUGCUUCUUACUGUUUGUACAGUGAGCGGUGCGCCACCAAAGGCCUUAUGGCAGUUUGGGAUGAUGAUCGAGUGCGCCCAGCCUGGUAUUAGCUCUCUGAAGUAUAGCGAUUACGGCUGCUGGUGCGGCUUCGGUGGCAGAGGAACCCCUGUGGAUGAAGUGGACAUGUGCUGUUACGUCCAUGAUAAGUGCUAUGAAAGAAGCAGAAAGGUUCCUGGAUGCACAGCCAUCGCUGACCUUCCCUACAUUCUGGCUUACGAUUUCACCUGCUCAAAUCAACAAGUGACCUGCUCAGCUACCAACAAUAAGUGCCAGGCUGCUGUGUGUGAGUGCGAUCGGGUGGCGGCUCACUGCUUUGCUCAGAACACGUACAACCCUGAGAACAGGAACCUGGAUCCCAAAGUCCACUGUGCCAACUGA
This is a messenger RNA of Thunnus maccoyii (southern bluefin tuna), 550 nucleotides long. RefSeq names its product phospholipase A2-like. Gene Ontology annotation, biological process: arachidonate secretion; phospholipid metabolic process; lipid catabolic process. The coding region runs from base 104 to 550 and encodes 148 amino acids. The record is from RefSeq and is a predicted model, not a curated record. The transcript has 4 exons. Gene Ontology annotation, molecular function: calcium ion binding; phospholipid binding. Lineage: Eukaryota; Metazoa; Chordata; Actinopteri; Scombriformes; Scombridae.